This is a messenger RNA of Heterobilharzia americana, 237 nucleotides long. NCBI's taxonomy places the organism in Eukaryota, Metazoa, Platyhelminthes, Trematoda, Strigeidida, Schistosomatidae. The record is from the annotation of a GenBank genome assembly.
AUGGAUGACGAAAUGAGUGAAUACCUUAACAAGAUGCAAAUCAAAGAGACAUCUGAAUUAUAUGUUCGAUGUAGUGCAGUAUGCUUUGAUCGAUGUGUCAGCAACUUUACUGCACGCAAGUUAAACGAUAAAGAGACUGUAUGUAUCGAUAAGUGUACAGAAAAAUUCGCCAAAAUGAACCAACGUUUAACGCUGCGAUUGUUUGAGUUAAACCGCGAAGAAUUGGUCAAGCAAUAA